AGUUGUGCUGCUCCAAGUUCCGCCGAUUACCAUACCAUUUUCCUGCCUGCACUGCAGUUAGCUUGUAAGACUCGAACCGGGCGGAGAGCAACGGUUUUUUUGGCCAUCUAAGCCAAAAAUCAACACGCUUGCUCCGUGUCCAACGAACCGGAGAUAGGAGGCAGGAGACCGGAGACAUAGUCAUGCCCAUCCACUGGGACUGGGACUGGGAGCACGAGCACGAGGGUCAUGGGGGCCACUACCAUUGGCCACCGCGACGCCAUUGGUCCACCGGGGAGUCCAAGUGCCGGCAGCGUCGCUACUAUCUUUCCCACGACCUAGAUGUAUGUGCCCGUGACUUUCACCUUCGGAUGGAGGAUAGUGCCUGGUGCCAUGGCUCAUGUCUGGUGGGUCGCGUGGUGAUCGAGACGGGCACGGAACCGGACUCGCUGGGUCGUGGCACCUUCAAGGUGGUCCUCGAUGUGCAUCACUUCCAGAUCUCGGAGCUGACUGUCAAGGCAAAGAACAGUGACACCGUGUGCGUGGAGGGACAGCAGGCGGAUGACCGGGCGGAGAAGGGCCAAUUGUGCAUCACCCGGGAGUUUACGCGAUCCUACAAGUUGCCACGCCACUACGAUGCCACCCAGGCGAGAGCCACCUUCUCCGCGGAUGGUAUACUUAUGAUUACGGUGCCAGCACCACCCAAGCUGGACGACGUGGAGCGCGUGGUGGAGAUCGAGCCGACGGGCAAUUACUUUGGCAGCGUGGCGGAUCCCAGUGCGGCCAAGGCCAUUGAGCAGUCGGUCGACGAAGGCGAUGGUGGCGGGGUUAAUCCUGCUGGCACGGCGGUGGACAAAUGAAGCCGGCGACGUCUGACGGUUGCGCGGGUAUGGAGCCUCCUCUUCCCUUCCUGGAAGCGAUUGCGGAAGCCCAAGCCCAAGGGCGUCUAGGCCGUCAGAGGCAGUCGAUCGGCUGGAAGAGACAGAGAGAGAGAGUAUCAAAAGGAGGAGCACAAACCAGACACUUGCACGUUGGAGUACUUUCCCGAAAAUAGUUACUUGGAUUGUUCUUAUGUUCCCAACCUAGGCAGCACGUAGAAAAUCGUUCGAAACGUGAGCAAAUAUGGCGCGGUCGAUAUUGUUCUAGGAUAAAUCUAAGAUAGCUUCAGAUUAACCUUACCCAUUCGCUUGUGAUUUUGA
Molecule: messenger RNA, 1178 nt
Organism: Drosophila serrata
Lineage: Eukaryota; Metazoa; Arthropoda; Insecta; Diptera; Drosophilidae
Product: heat shock protein 23
Biological process (GO): protein refolding; response to heat
Cellular component (GO): nucleus; cytoplasm
Source: RefSeq, a predicted model, not a curated record